This is a messenger RNA of Heterobilharzia americana, 4403 nucleotides long. Lineage: Eukaryota; Metazoa; Platyhelminthes; Trematoda; Strigeidida; Schistosomatidae. The record is from the annotation of a GenBank genome assembly.
GUAGUAGUAGUAGUAGCAGUAGUAGAGUGUUAUCCGAUUAAACAAGAAGAAUAUUUAGCUACUUGUCAAGUUGAUUUUAUCAAUUGAAAUUCAAUGAAUCAAACUACUGACCAAUAUUAUUUCUUCUUUAUGGAUAGUUUAAGCCUUAUAAUUACUUCUUCAUUGAUAAUUAUGGAAAUAAUUAACAAUUUAUUGUGGAAUAAAUAAAUUGGAAUUAUAUUCUUGGUAUUCAUACUGUUUGAAGGAUUGAAGUUUUAUCAUAGAAGAAGAUUUUGUAAAACUAUCCACCUUUUUUUAUUCAGUCUAAUGGAAAAUGAAUAGUGGACCAGCAGUUGUAUUAAAAAAUAAUACAUCAUCAUUAUACUCAACAAGUGUAUCCAAUUUAUCCUCAAAGAAAUUCACAUCUGAUUUGAAUCAAAUGAAAAGUGAUGUACCACAUUCUUCAUGUCUAUCUAGUACAUUAUUUCCAAACUGUUCAAUACAUAUGCUAAAUUCUACUGGAUGUAAAAGUAAUUUUACUAAAAUCACCAAUUCCACAUUUACUACUACUACUACUACUACUGCUACUACUACUAAUAAUAAUAAUAAUAACAAUACUAUUACAAAUUAUCGUUUAACUAAUCGGUAUAGAAUGGAUAUGAUCUAUGGAAGUGAUACAUUAUUACAUAGUAAAGAUUAUCAACAUGUAUAUUCUAUUGAACAUUUAAUGAAUCAUAAUUCAGUGGAACAUUUAAAAACAUAUCAAAAUGCAUCAAUAAUGGAACCAACUACAAGUAUAACAAUAAAGCGUAGAUUACCACCAUUAGGUAAAAGUGAUAGCAGUGAAACAGAUUUACAAUUUAGUUGGAAUGAUAACAAUCUAAGGAUUGAAGAUGAAAAUAAAAUUGAAGAUCAACAUGGUAGAACUGAAGGUAGAAAUUUGACAAAAAUCAAUAUUAAUCAGUAUGAUAAUAUCAACAAUGAAAAUGGUGAUAAGAUAAAGGAAACAUUUCCAGAAUCGUUAUAUUCUAGUUUACAUGAUGUAAAAAAGGAUAAAGAAGUAUGUUUUUAUUGUCAUAAUCGAUUACCAAGUUAUACACAUCAAUUGAAUAUUCUUCCUUCAAGUCGUAAAGAUAAUGAAGAGAAAUUAUCAUUAUUAUCACCUUCAUCAACAUGUUCAAAAUAUGAGAUUAGACCAAAUACAACUGGUGAAAUAUCAAAGUAUAAAAAUGAAUAUGAAGAUUCUUUCUCUGAUCGAAUCCUUUCCAAUGAUAAUCAUGUUUAUACUCAAAAUAAUUAUAGUAAUAAUGACAGUAAUUCAUCUAGACAUCUAUCUCAUACUCUAUAUACUGAGAACUUAAGCAUUGUAACAACGAAUCAUUAUCCAGUUAGUUGUAUUACAACUAACCAUAAUUCUAAAUCAUAUUUCACAUAUCCUGAUCUGAAAAAUACUCAUCUCUCCUGUAAUAUUACCACCAAUAGUAAUAAUAAUAAUGAUAAUAAUAAUAAUAAUUACAGUAUUCAUCCUGUAUUCAGUAAAGAACAACAGCCUAUAUUGACAACUAUACGUAACAGUAUACCUGGAAGUUCAAUACUUCAUGGCUAUCUAAAAACAUCUAUCAGUGAAGCUAGUUAUAAAACUAAUGGAAAUCGUGGUAUGCAUACAGUUAAUCAACGAACAAUAUCAGUACCAACAGUAUCAACUAAUUCUUGUCAGAAAUCAUUAAUACAAAUAAAUAAAACUACUAAUUCAGAUGGACAUUGUGAAACAAUAACAGAAGAUAAGAAUACAGGUGAAAUUACUAUAGCCAAUGAAGUGAUAACACGAAGAAGUGUAAAUUCGAAUACUGCAAGUCAAAUUAUCUCAGAUCCUCGUUCAAGAACCUGUUGUUUCUGUUGGUGUUGUUGUUGUUCAUGUUCAUGCAUGCGUGUACGAACAAACAUUGGUGAAUCUAAAAGACCUUCUGCUUCAAAUGAUCCACAGUCAACAAUAGACGGUCCAGUUACAGAUGAAAGAAUUACAUUAGAAGAAAUGAAGAAGUGGGCAGAAUCAUUUGAUAUUCUAAUGAGGAGUCCAGGCGGUCAAAAAAUGUUUCGUGAAUUUCUUCGAUCAGAAUACAGUGAAGAGAAUAUUAUGUUUUGGCUUGCUUGUGAAGAUAUUAGAAAGGAGACUAAUUUAGAAAUUGUUGAAGAGAAAGCUCGUAUUAUAUAUGAAGAUUUUAUAUCAAUAUUAUCACCACGUGAAGUUAGUUUAGAUUCUCGAGUACGUGAAAUUAUCAAUAGUAAUAUGAUUGAACCAACACCGCAUAUAUUUGAUGAAGCUCAAUUACAAAUCUAUACUCUUAUGCAUAGAGAUUCAUAUCCACGUUUUUUAAAUUCUAAACUUUAUAAAGAUAUGAUUGAUGAAGCAAAAGACUUUCAAAGUUGAUUAUUCUCAUUGAAUAUAUAACUAUCUACUUUAUAUAUCUAUAUAAAUAUAAUAGUAAAUUAUUAAGGUAUAUUACUAUAGGUUUUUCAUUAAUAAAAGUUGUUACUAGACAAAAAUCUUGAUAAUUACAUAAUCAUUAUAUUAGUAUGGAUUAAUACUUUAUCCUAUUCAAUCUAUAUGAAGUAUAAUUCUAUACGCUUAUUUUCUUCAUAUUCAAACCUGUUAUGAAACCAUCAAUUAGUUGAAGGAUAACAUUCUCAAAUGUGUUGUACAGAUGAUUAUGUAAUACGCUAUGUAUGUAUGUAUGUAUGUAUGUAUAUGAUGGUAAGCAUCGAAAUGAAGUAAUUACUAAUCGAACCAACUUAUAAAGGAUAUACAUAUAUAUAUAUAUAUAUUCACAGGAAGGGACAAACUAUUGAUCUAUAAAUGCUUAUUUUACAAUGAAUAAUUAAUUCAUUAACUUGUUUAUUCAUUCCAUUGAUUGUUAUACCAUUCUGUUCUGAAUGUCUUGAUAAAUGUACGUUGAUUAACUUUCCUUGAUUAAUUGUUCUCUUCAACCUUUUGUUUCUCAAUUCAUAUAAAGAGAUGUACACAUAUUUGUCUAACAGGCUGGUCCUGUAUUGUGAUUUCCUAUAUCAGUUUUCUUUUUUUUUUUUCCUAGGAUUUCAUCAAACUAAUCUUGUAUUGUUUUUUUUUAUUUCAAGAAAAAAAAAGUAUUGUUCAAUGUUUCAACAUUGAAACAUUGAACUUGUUUAACGGUUAUAACUAUUGCUCGAAUUUCUUCGCGCCUUCUUUGAAUUUACAAUGGAUGAUUUUUACAGAGUAUAUUUCUAUCUAAUUGUUCUUUAAAUUUCUUGAAUGAAACCAUCUAUUGAACAAGUGAUCAUAUUGAAUGACCUUGAAAGGGUAUUGUUCACUUUUAAAUAAUUUUUAAGGUGACUGAAGAAUAUGAUUGAAUAAUAUUCAAUUAAUGUGUUAAGGUACCCUUUUUCGUUUAGACUUUUUCAAUGUCAUACUAUUAUCAAUACCAUGAAUAUAACUGUUGUGAUUAUUAUUAUUAUUAUUACUACUAAUGUAUGUUUACUUUUUCAACUGAUGGAGUAUCUCAGUUCAAUGGAUAUCUAAGAUGGCGGUUGAAAAACACACAGACAGGCAGACAGACAGAUAGAUCGACAAACAGGGGAUAACAUUUCAUUGUAUCCCUAGUAGAAUUCCAAUCAUUGUUCAAUUCCAAAUAGUUAUAUAAUUAUUUGUCUCUAUUUUUUCGUCUUAAUCGAUAAGAUCAGAGUAAUAAUUCUCAAUGAAUCUAUUAAUAUACAACCAAUGAAAAAGAAAAAAAUUAAACAAAACACAACUUUUGUUUUUCCAUAUAUUUUUCUCUUUGUUUCUCACUUACUCUUCUCUAUUUGUUUAACUUAACUCUAGUAUAUAUGUUGACAAGACUAUCUUCAUUGUUAUAUAUAUAUAUAUAUAUAUAUAUAUAUAUAGAUAAGAGAGAGAGAGAGAGAGAGAGAGAGAGAGAGUGAGAGAUGGUAGGAGAGAGAGAGAGAGAGAGACACGAAUAAUACCAAUUAAAUCCAUUGAAACCAAAUUAGUUCGUUGUAUGUAGAAAACUGUUUAAAAAAUCGAUUAUAUUGAGGAGUCAAUCAAAAGUGAUCAUAUCUUUGAACUAUUUUCUCUUUCUUCUCCUUUCUCAUUUUCUCUAUUUCUUAGUUUAUCGAUUUUAACACAUUAUAUUAUUGUUGAAGUGAUGAUUAGAAAGGGGAUAAACAGAUAUAAAAUUGUCAUAACAUAUAGAUAUUGAUAUAUUGUAUAACUUCCAUCUUUACUAUAAUAAUAUACAGUAGAUACAGUACAUACUUCAAAAGUAUGUACGGAGUAUUUGACGGAAAAAAAUAAUAAAAAUUUUAAUGUUUUAUUCAUAUGUAAUUUGUGUUAUUAUGAUUUAUUUCCAAAAGGAAAGAAUAUUUCCAGAAAAUAAAGUUGAUUUCAUUGA